Camponotus floridanus (Florida carpenter ant) is the source of this 2328-nucleotide messenger RNA. RefSeq names its product lysosomal aspartic protease-like. The coding region runs from base 131 to 1291 and encodes 386 amino acids. The transcript is spliced from 8 exons. The record is from RefSeq and is a predicted model, not a curated record. Lineage: Eukaryota; Metazoa; Arthropoda; Insecta; Hymenoptera; Formicidae. Gene Ontology annotation, molecular function: aspartic-type endopeptidase activity. Gene Ontology annotation, biological process: proteolysis.
UACAGUAUUAAGAAGAGUGUUAGUGAGCGACAACACUUUAUUUUUCUGUGUGUCCUGUUAUAAAGUCGAAAGAAGGUCGAGAUUGAAAUUUUCACGAAUCGAGACUUCAGUAAUAAAUAAAUUUUGAAAUAUGUUUCGCCUUUUUGCGGUAAUGACAGUGCUCUUUAUGACGACAGACGACGCGCAAUUGCACAAGACUUUACCUCACAAUGUAAAUUCUAUUCAAGAAUCUUCGAAAAAAAAUAAACUUGGUACCAACGUGCACGAAAUUCUUUCGUUAAGUAAUAAUCUUCCUUCAGUACGUUUGACCAAUUUUAAAAACGUGUAUUACUAUGGCUCUAUUAAAAUUGGAACUCCACAGCAAGAAUUUAAAGUGAUAUUUGACACUGAUUCCGCAGAUUUUUGGCUGUUCUCUAAAAAAUGCACAAUCUCUGUUUGUUCAAAACAUAAUCAAUAUGAUAGUACAAGAUCCAAAACAUACAAUGAUAUAAGAAAUAGUAAAAAUCCUUAUUAUACAGAUUUUUAUUCAUCAUAUAAAUAUUUCUAUGUAAAAGGAAGCGUAGCUAUUGAUACAGUGAAUAUUGCCAAUUUCAAUGCAACGAAUCAAAGAUUUUUAGAAGCGGUAAAUGUAUCAAUCAAGAAUGUAUUGUCUGAACCAACAUUUGAUGGUACCUUUGGCCUGAAUUCUUUAAAUAUAUAUGGUAAUGGAGUAACGCUUCUCUUUGACAACAUGAUUGAACAAGGUCUAGUGUUAUCACGCAUUUUCAGUUUUUAUCUAAAUAGAGACACUUCAGCUGAUUUAGGUGGCAAAUUGAUAUUCGGUGGUUCCGAUCCUGCUUAUUACGAAGGAAAUUUUACAUAUGUUCCUGUUGCUCGCAAACAAUACUGGCAAUUUACCAUUAAUGGUAUCCAAAUGAAUGAUUUUACUUUGUGCGAGGAAAGCUGCAUAGCUAUCAUUGAUACAAGUGCUUGGCAAAUAACUGGACCACAAUCAGAUAUUUCAAAUAUUUAUGAUUUUACUGAAACUAAUCCACAAGGAAUAGUGAACUGCGAUCGAAUUUUUCAAUUGCCUACAAUCAGGUUUAUUUUGGGUGGUAAAUCAUUUGAUCUUGACGGUAAAGAUUAUAUCAUUCGGCAUCCAGAUAAUGAAAGUAUAUGUAUAACCAUCUUCUACAAACAAGACAUAGUUGAAAAUAAAAAAUGGGUUCUGGGUAUUCCAUUUAUUGGACGUUACUACACCGAGUUUGAUAUGGAGAAGGACCGAGUAGGAUUUGCUUUGGCGAAACAUUAAUCGAAACAUAUAGAAAAUAUUUCUUUGUCACCAUUUAUUGAUAGUAACUACACCGAGUUUGACAUAGAGAAAGACCGAGUGGGAUUUGCUUUGGCGAAAAAUUCAUCCAAACAUAUAGAAAAUAUUUCUUUGUCACCUUUUAUUGUAUACUUCAUCAUCAAAUUUUUAAAUUAUUGGUUUAGUUUUCGAUAGAAAAAAAACUGUAUGUUUUUUAUUCGCCAAAACACAAGCUACAAGGUUAGCAUAUUAUCAAUGUAAAUUUUUGCGUAAUAUGUACUUAAUUGUGCUUUAAUUUUCAACAGGAAUCCUUUAUCGUAAAAGCAGCUGAAAUAAGCUUAUUCCUAAUUAGAAGCGAAUUUUUGCGCGGUGUCAUUUGCUAAAUUCAUUGUUGCAUGACUAUCUAGUCGAUAUAAUCAGUCUAUCUUUAUAUAUAUUAUAUAUAUUAUCAGCAAGAUAUAGUCAGUCUCUAUCAGUCUAUCUAUUCUUUCGAAACGCUGAUGUUUCCUUCAUUGUGAUUCUUAAUCAUUCACACAUUUAUUAAUUUAUUUUAAUAGAAUUUGUUUUAGUUAUAAAACAAAAUAUUAAAUAAAAUAUUUUUAAAUUUGAUUAAUCGAUAGGACGCGUCGAUAACACGGAUAUGUUUCGAAUGCGCGCGAUUGUAUAUAUAACAGCUGCUAAAUGUCGAUAAAUGAUAACUCUAAUAGUACAAUUCGAGUACAAUUUAUUUUUGUAUGUCCUGUUGCAACGUACGGAAAGAAAUUUGACAGAAAUUUCGAAAACAUAUUCCGCUUUCUCGUGGUGAUUGUAAUGUUGAUCGACACAGAUAUUUAAACCUAAAUUCAUACAUUAUAUUAUAUGUAUACGUUAUAUAUUGAUAUAAUAAAUAUUAAUUUUAUAAAAAUCGAUCUACUUCGUCGUGAUCACAUUCGACUUUCUGAAAUCCAAAACCUAUGUAAAUGUGAUUGUGUUAAUAAAACACCGUUAAAUUCUAAGUAGAAGGCUAUUCGUGCAGUGCGAUAAAUGCAUGAGCAAUAAAA